Tilletiaria anomala UBC 951 is the source of this 520-nucleotide messenger RNA. RefSeq lists its product as uncharacterized. Bases 194 to 466 code for a protein of 90 amino acids. The record is from RefSeq and is a predicted model, not a curated record. The transcript has a single exon. Lineage: Eukaryota; Fungi; Basidiomycota; Exobasidiomycetes; Georgefischeriales; Tilletiariaceae.
GAAUGCGGAACAGGACUGACAAGACCCUCUCUUCUCGCACGCAGCAUGAAUUCCUCAAGAAGUCAUGCGCGCUUUCGAGUCUCGCGCCGUUGCUGCGCUUCCGCAACCGCGAGAGAUCAUGAGGACUCUGAUCACACAGAGCAUCGAAAGGAUGCAAUGACAGCAGCACCAGCACCAACACCGCCUAAACCCCAUGCGAACGGGAUACCUCAUCACCUAUCUAUCAAUCUCUGCCGUCGGAUCUCAUCAACUCUCCACCAAUCCUCCACUUCACUCUUCCUUACACUGUCCUCCCUGCUUCGAAUCUCACGAUAUUACCACAAGCAAGGAGGACAUUCCUCCAAAAGUGACAUUACGAACAUAUUUCAAGCGGUGUAGGCACGCGACGUUCCUCUUCCAUGAUGUGUUCCAUCCCCCCUUUGUAUUUUUGUUGCUAUCAUGCGGCCAACGAUGUUCGAGGGAAUAGUCACAUCAAAAGUACGCCAUGCACGCUGGGAAUCUUCUUUUGAAACAAAACGAA